UGGGCGGGUGGGGAGCGAGUAGGAGGGGCGUAGGGCGCCGUUGGGCACCGCGCUCCGAGGACGGGAAAAUGGCGGCCUUGGGGUCGCCGGUGCGCACUUUACGAGGCCUUCUACGGGAGUUGCGCUACAUGAACGCGGCCACUGGCCGACCCUAUCGUGACGCCGCGGCCUAUCGGUACCUCGUGAAGGCUUUCCGUGCGCAUCGGGUUACCAGUGAGAAGUUGUGCAGAGCCCAACAUGAACUUCAUUUCCAAGCUGCCACCUACCUCUGCCUCUUACGCAGCAUUCGAGAACACGUGACCCUUCACCAGGAAUUUCAUGGCAAGGGUGAGCGCUCCGUGGAGGAGUCUGCUGGCUUGGUGGGUCUCAAGUUGCCUCAGCAGCCUGGAGGGAAGGGCUGGGAGCCAUGAGAAUGGAGAUUCCUUGGAAGCUGCCUUCAGACAAGAAUUUAAUCAUUUCUAUCUGUAUAUUUAUCAUUAAAUUUUUUUGCAAGUUUA
Hyaena hyaena (striped hyena) is the source of this 497-nucleotide messenger RNA. RefSeq names its product formation of mitochondrial complex V assembly factor 1 homolog (gene FMC1). Gene Ontology annotation, cellular component: mitochondrion. NCBI's taxonomy places the organism in Eukaryota, Metazoa, Chordata, Mammalia, Carnivora, Hyaenidae. The transcript is spliced from 2 exons. The record is from RefSeq and is a predicted model, not a curated record. The coding region runs from base 69 to 410 and encodes 113 amino acids.